Messenger RNA from Eimeria acervulina, 501 nucleotides. RefSeq lists its product as hypothetical. The transcript has 4 exons. NCBI's taxonomy places the organism in Eukaryota, Apicomplexa, Conoidasida, Eucoccidiorida, Eimeriidae. The coding region runs from base 1 to 501 and encodes 166 amino acids. The record is from RefSeq and is a predicted model, not a curated record.
AUGGGCGUGAGUUAUUGCUGGGACGACUGUGGUGGGCGUUGUGAGGGCAUGGGCAUUGGUGAGUGGAUUGCAGCUGUGGGAUGUGGCGUUGGAUGGAAGGAGCGGUGCGUAGCCAUCAAGCAGGUGUCGAGAGUUUGGAUAAUGGUGGGUGUGCGGCAGGGUAGGGCUCUGUGCUUACGCGUCGAUGGUGCGUCCUGUUUGUGUGGCAUUGCUGGAAUUGAGCAGACUGUGCGUGAUUGCGGGGACGCUUGUGGAGGGCACUAUGAGGACAUGGGCAUUGGUGAGUGGACUCCAGCGGGGGGGUGUAGCGUUGGAUGGAAGGAGCGCUCCGGUGACAGCGUUCUGAUAGCGCCCGCCUGCAACGCACAAGCAUUGGUUGGGCAUUGUAUUGAGGUAUUGGUUGAUGUGUGGAAGGGGCAUACCUGGUUACCUUUGCAUGUUGUUUCGGACGUGAGUAUUGCUGAGACGAUUGUGGAGAGCGUUGUGAAGUUGAGGGCAUGA